AGGCAUCUUUGCCUGGGAGGGAUCUGCUGUCAGAGCCACCCAGGAAAGGAGGCCCGAUCCACUCAUUAAUAUUCCAAACUAGUGACCCUUCUCCUUCUUCCCAGCCCUUCCCUUUCUGUGGGCUCUCCCUGCCGCGGAUGGCUGCAGCCCCCUCCAGCUGAGCCGAUCCUCCCUCCCCGCAGCAUUGCAGCACCUCCGCAGCUCCCUGCGCUCCUGCUCCUGCAGCACCCGCUCUGCUCCGCCGCAGCAGCAUGGCCAGCACCGUCUCAGCCUACAAGGAGAAAAUGAAGGAGCUGUCUCUGCUCUCCCUCAUCUGCUCCUGUUUCCACACCCAGCCCCAUCCUAACACCAUCUACCAGUAUGGAGAUAUGGAGGUGAAGCAGCUGGAUAAGAGGGCAUCAGGCCAGAGCUUCGAAGUGAUCCUGAAGUCCCCUUCAGAUUUAUCUCCUGAGAGCCCGAUCCUCUCCUCCCCUCCCAAGAAGAAGGACCUGUCCCUGGAGGAGCUGCAGAGGAGGCUGGAGGCUGCAGAGGAGAGGAGGAAGACCCAGGAGGCUCAGGUGCUGAAGCAGCUGGCGGAGAAGCGGGAGCACGAGCGGGAAGUGCUGCACAAGGCGCUGGAGGAGAACAACAACUUCAGCCGCCUGGCCGAGGAGAAGCUCAACUACAAGAUGGAGCUGAGCAGGGAGAUCCGUGAAGCACAUCUGGCUGCCUUGAGGGAGCGGCUCCGCGAGAAGGAACUGCACGCAGCUGAGGUCCGCAGGAACAAGGAACAGCGGGAGGAGAUCUCUGGAUAAAGGGCUUUUCUACACAUCUAGCACCUGAUUCCUGAUUAACAAACCAACCAAUCGACCAACCAACACAUUUGAUUUUGUUUGUCUAGAUGCGACCUUCGAUCCUCCAUCCUUCCCCCCCCACUCCCCUGGUGUUCGUCCCCCAGCUACACGCUUCUCUAUCUCUGCAUCCUUAAUGUCAGUACUUGUGAGGAUUCACAGAUCAUAGGGACCUCUAAGCAGAAUAGCAACUAGUUCACAUGAAAUAGAGAAUCAAUCGAUCGAUCAGUCAAUCAAACAGCUUCUUUGGAGGGUUUUGUCCUUUUUUAAAAACCAAUAUUUCUUAAACUGAUGUAAAAAGAAGAAUUCAUAAGAUAUUAAUAAAUUCAACCAGCAGUGUCA
Neopsephotus bourkii (Bourke's parrot) is the source of this 1172-nucleotide messenger RNA. It is a transcript of the gene STMN3, whose product is annotated as stathmin 3. Gene Ontology annotation, cellular component: cytoplasm; neuron projection. Lineage: Eukaryota; Metazoa; Chordata; Aves; Psittaciformes; Psittacidae. The record is from RefSeq and is a predicted model, not a curated record. The transcript is spliced from 5 exons. Gene Ontology annotation, molecular function: tubulin binding. Gene Ontology annotation, biological process: regulation of microtubule polymerization or depolymerization; neuron projection development; microtubule depolymerization. Bases 252 to 794 code for a protein of 180 amino acids.